Molecule: messenger RNA, 2043 nt
Organism: Mesorhabditis spiculigera
Lineage: Eukaryota; Metazoa; Nematoda; Chromadorea; Rhabditida; Rhabditidae
Source: the annotation of a GenBank genome assembly
AUGAGUACUUCAGAUGAUUCAUCUGGCGACGAAGAACUGACGGAGACCAGAUGCGAUUCGGUUUAUUACGCCGCCCUCAAAAACUCGGGACCCAGCGUCGUUCGUCGAGUUCCGAUGAAUCAGGAGCGAUUCGAGAAGGAAUUCUGCUUAGAGGCUGACGACAUCAAGCCUUCGAUCUGGCGCGCCGCGCGCGACCAUGCGAAAGGGUUUCUGAUUGGCUGCGUCUCGGGUCCGGCCAUCUGGGCUCGAUUCUGCCGGCUAUUGCCAAUCCUUAGCUGGCUGCCCACUUACAGUAUCCGGGAAAACUUGUUUGGCGAUGUCAUGGGUGGCCUGACCGUGGGAAUCCUGCAGGUUCCGCAGGGAAUCGCAUACGCCUACCUGGCCGGUGUGGGUGCCAUCAAUGGAUUGUAUGCGUCAUGUCUACCGGCCUUCAUCUACAUCUUCUUCGGAACGUCACGGCACGCUUCUCUGGGGAGCUUCGCGGUGCUUGCCCUCAUGUCGGCCACUGCCAAUCAAGCAGUUCGAGAUCAUCUUGGAAAUGAGCUCAUUUUGGAGACCGAGAUCUCGGCCACCCUGACUUUUGCAGUCGGUCUCUGGCUGUUGUUGUUCUGGAUGUUGCAACUGCAGUGUGUGUUCGCCUAUGUAUCCGAUGCUGUGAUGUCUGCCUUCACAACCGGGUCUGCGGUUCACGUGCUCGUCUCCCAGCUUCCGUAUAUGUUGGGUGUUGAGGCGCCACGUUCAUCUGGUCCCGGCUAUCUGUUUGUAGUACUGUGGCAUUUGGGAUCAUCCUACAAGGCGAUAUCGUUGGACACGCUGAUUUGCUCUUGGUUCGCCGUCGUCAACCUCUGGGGUUACAAAGACCUAAUCACAACUGAAUUACAAAGAUACUUCCGUUGCAAUGUGCCAAUCCCAUAUGAAUUCAUGAUGAUGGUUGGGUACCUGGUGGGCGAACACUUUGGUGGGAUAAACGCCCAGUUCAAAUGGAAAGUUGUCGGCCCGAUCCCAACCGGGCUACCGUCCCCCACAUGGCCGACGUGGCAUAUUCUGCCGAUUUGCCUUCUCCAUGCAAUCCCAUUGGUCGUUGUUGCACUGUCGGUACAUGUGUCAAUGUCGAAGGUCGUCGCCAGGAAAUUCAAAUAUCGCCUGGAUGGGCAGCAGGAAUUCCUGGCGUUGGGGGUGAUGUCACUGAUAUCUGGCCUAUUCCCUGUAUUCCCGGUGACGACAUCUCUCAGUCGCACCAUGGUCAACGUCACCAGCGGCUCAAAAACACAGCUGUCGGCUCUAUUCUCCUGUUUGCUACUGUUGACGCUGAUACUGUGGCUUGGCCCGCUGAUUGAACCCCUGCCAAUGUGGAUCCUGGCUACGGUGAUUACUGUGGCGCUUCAAGGGAUGUUCGUGAAAUGCGGCGAAACGCUCCGAAAUCUUUAUCAGUACAGCAAGAUCGACGCGUUCGUGUGGGUGGUGUGUUUUGUGGCGACGGUUGCAAUUGAUGUCAUGCCGGGGCUUGUGAUUUCCGUGGUGAUCAGCCUCGUCACCGUCAUCUUCCGCAUUCAAUGGUUGUCGUGGGAAAAGUUGACGUUCCCAGGAACAAGCCCGGCAAUUCGCAUCCUGCGCUUCGACGGGCCCAUUUUAUUCCUCAACGCUGAAAGAUGCAAGCAACAAGCGACGAUUGCGGUGGCUGAAUGGGAAGCCGCCUUGAAUGAACCGACUUCGCCGGACCGGAAAUCUUUUUUCCGUUUUCUGCUGCUCGACCUUUCGCGCGUGACGGCCGUUGAUCAUAUGGGAUUGGAUAUCCUCACGGAGGUUCUCGAUGAACUGCGGGGACGUGACAUUAUCUACUACAUCUGCGGCGCCAAGACUUCUACCCGUAAAUUGCUCCUGAAAAGGGGCGCGAUGGGAAAAUUGUCGGAUUUCUAUCCAUCAAUCGAUGACGCCCUUGCCGUCAUCACUCACAGUAACAAGCGUUUGAGCCAGGGCAGCGAGGAGCAAUCUACGGACUCGAGUUCUGCCAGCCCGGAAGCGCCGCCGCCGAUUCGUCAGAAA